Messenger RNA from Suillus clintonianus, 573 nucleotides. RefSeq lists its product as uncharacterized. The transcript has 6 exons. Bases 1 to 573 code for a protein of 190 amino acids. NCBI's taxonomy places the organism in Eukaryota, Fungi, Basidiomycota, Agaricomycetes, Boletales, Suillaceae. The record is from RefSeq and is a predicted model, not a curated record.
AUGAUCUGUAAGAACUCAGAAAGUCCUAAGCAUAGCGGGAUGGACGUGCAUGAACAGGAUAUGGAUGGACAGAACCCGAGAGAUCCUGAUGAUGUGCAUGUUGGGACGGAUACCGACAGAAGUGAGCAGAUGACCAUGGAAAUGAUACCUGACCAGUGGAAGGACACCAACCCUUUGAUUGAUUAUGAUGAGUAUGGCUAUGACUUGGCAGUGUUCUUUUCAUUCACACAGCACAUACAAUACACCAAGACUGGUAAAUUGGCAUUUAUAUCUGAGUAUCAAGAUAGAUCGGUCGGUGAUGGCUGCUAUGAUAUUUUGGGGGAUGGAAACAUCGAGACAACUAAUUCUCAAUGGUCCAUUGGGUCCCCUGUCCAUCCGCCUGUCUGCCUCAUUGUAGCAACAAUACUACGAGCCGCACUAGGAGGCAAGUGUUGGAGAUGUUGGAGAGAGCAAAUGAGAGAAAGAGGAAAAAUGGGAAAAUGGGGAGACAAGGAAAUAGUGAAUCCCGGAAUGGCACCUAGUGGAACUGUGACAGCCUCAUACAGAGGAAGAGCCAUGUCAUAUCCUCCAUAA